AUGUCGAUAAACACAACCCAUAAUCGCGGUAAAGUCAAUAAUGUGAUUUACAACGACCGUUGUGGCUAUGCCAUAAUUUUUUACGAUCCGAUUUACGACUUGGAUGCUAAAAUCCCUCCACUUAGAAUGUCUGACUUGCCUUAUACAAUUCCAAUUCAGAGAAAAUCUAUCGCAUGCUUGAAACCAGCUGGUAAACCUGUUGCAUCAAUUGAAGUAAAAAGAGAGUAUAAAAGGCCAGGAGAUUACGAAGCAGCUCAAGAUUUCAUUCGUAGAAAGAUUAUCGAGAGAAAAAUGGAUGAGAUUAGAGAGGCUUGUGCUAACAUCCGUCAAUGUUAUAAAAAAGCUGAGAAGUUUGACAUGAAGAGACGAGAAGCAAUUUCUCCACGUGUUAAGAGUAAACUUCGUGGAAAAUCAUCAGACGAGAUUUGUGACAUUUUAGUUGACGAUGUGAUGCAGAAUGUUGAUUAUGUUUAUGAGAGAAAUCUUGAAGAGCAAGGAAAAACUCAAAAGAAACUUGCAGUGGCUGCUUUAAGACGAGCUGCAAAAGCACCAAAAGCAAUUGAAAAGUUUCAUGUAAAAGGAACAGAAUUGGAUGCUGUUAAAGAGGAAGAAAAUGUUCAUAUAGAAAACGAAAAUAUUGACAAGAAAGAUGAUGACGUGAAGGAAUUGACAAAAGCUCUUAUAAAUCGAUGUGAAAAGAAACUUCACGAAAGUUCUUUUGACAGAAGUUUUCAUCCAAAUCCACCACGAUGUGGCUUGCAAAACUAUUCUGCACUUAAACGACGACACUUAGAAGUUAUGUGUCAACGAGCAUCAGAUGCACUUUUGUUUGAAGUAACUUACGGACGAACUUUAAGACGAAUGAAAAAUGAAAUUCGAAGAUUAAGAGAAACUUAUUCUUAA
Clunio marinus is the source of this 903-nucleotide messenger RNA. Lineage: Eukaryota; Metazoa; Arthropoda; Insecta; Diptera; Chironomidae. The record is from the annotation of a GenBank genome assembly.